Bactrocera latifrons is the source of this 5287-nucleotide messenger RNA. RefSeq lists its product as uncharacterized. Bases 887 to 4630 code for a protein of 1247 amino acids. NCBI's taxonomy places the organism in Eukaryota, Metazoa, Arthropoda, Insecta, Diptera, Tephritidae. The record is from RefSeq and is a predicted model, not a curated record. Gene Ontology annotation, cellular component: cytosol. Gene Ontology annotation, molecular function: transmembrane receptor protein tyrosine kinase adaptor activity; fibroblast growth factor receptor binding. The transcript has 9 exons.
GCAAUAAAGCAAAUUCGAGUGGAAAUCAAAACAACGAAACACAUACGCAUAGCGGGCGGAACGCGGUUAGUUGGGCAAUGAAAGCUACAAAACAUUGCCAUAGAAAUUGAGGUGCGCCGUGUGGAGUGGGGUGGCAGCAAGGUGUUUGAUUAGCCAGCUAUUUGAAUUGCUGACUAGCCAUUGAGCGCCCCAAAAUAAUGCUCACAGUGCGCGCUCUAAACUUUUUUCGCCUAAAUACGCUCAGCGCUGGCGCUGACGCUGAGCUAUUUACAUUUUCGUUUUGGCGACGAGUAAACAGUUCGGCGUGAACUGUUUUGUGCUUGUGGCGGGUGUGAUUGAAUUCUGAUUUUUCGAAAUUAAAUUAAAGUUAACGGCAGUAUUUAGUGAAAAUAUAUUUUCGUAAUUUUUCGGAAUGACUACACACGAAACGCAAACAUACGAAGUGACAUAGUGAUUUGUGCAGAAAAGAGCUCUCACAGGCGAAAAGGGACUAUUUUCUAAGAGCGGUAACGGGAUUUAAAACAAAAUAAAUCAAGUGCAAAUUACAUUCGAAACGAAGCGUGAAGAAACAAGCAUAAACGCUCGCAGCAGAAAUAGAAUGUGUCUAAUUUAUGGGUACACAUAAGAGCUCUCUUUCUUAUUGGUUUUAUUAAUUUGUAAUCAUAAACGCGCUACACGCAACUACCUUUACACCGUUUAACGGCACAUCCGGCGGAAAUUCGUUUUGGGCUAUAUUCAUAUUGGCGGCGAACGAAAUGCAUAGUGGAGCUGGCAAAUACAUACACAAACACCACUAGUGGGUGGAGCAACAAGUGCUCUGCGAAAAUUUUGUACGCAACAAACGGCGAAGAGUUCGUGCUGCCCUUAUUUGCGGAAGUCUGACAAAAUGUCUGUGGAUAACCCAUAUUACUUCUACAAUGACAGCAAGUCGCCGCGCACGCCGGACUCGCAGAGCUCCAAUAAGACGUUUUCCAUAUUCAAGCGCCGCAAUUCGAAAGGCAGCAGUCCGCGUGUCAUCAUACCGGAACAAACGCGGCUAAUCACUUCGGCGAAUCUCGACUCGGCAGCUACAAUGGCGUUAGGCAGUCCGCGCGGCAGUUUCGGCUCUCUGGGCGGCUUCUCACAACAAUCUUUUGAAAUGCAGCCAUUGAUGUAUCGUCAGCGUUCGUCGAACUCACACUCGGAGACGUUCCGCGAACGGCUGGGCUCCUACAACGAGUCUAAUGCCUCGACGUGCGGACUUGGUGGCGGAGGCGGUGGUGCAGGCAGUGACUUUGAUGAUGUCUUUUGCAUGUCGCCCUCAAGCAAACAUCAUCACACUCUGCCGAACAGCAAUGCACGUCGUCACUCCUUCGGCAAUUGGCGGCAGGCGAGCGAACGUCAUCACCACAAGAGCACGGGAGUCACCAUACCGGAUGAGGUGCCGAAUAUGAUGGCCCCACGACCGCCCGUCUUAUCGCCUAACAAAUAUCGCGGUUUACAUCGACGAAGAGAUAACUGCGGCACAGUAAGCAACUCAUCAUCCAACAGCUCGGGCGCCUACAAUAUGGACGACAUACUCAUUAUCACGGCGAAGCACAGCGAACGCGCUAUAUUACGCGCCAAUUUCCUGAAGAAUCAUUUCGACAAAAUCACAAAGCAGCGUGGACGCAAGCCUUUCAACUUUUUGCACAUCAAAAUCGAAGAUGGUCCCUUCAGUGAGGAGAUUGCACACAAAUACCAAAACACCGCCUUACAGAUCGUCAUACUCUGUCCAGCGCUAUUGGCACUCUCACACUCAUUUCUUCUCUCACAACUAACUGCCAUUAUACGGGUAGAGAAGGUACUGGGCAUCCUUUUGGAUAUUUCGGAGGAUAAAGUCAAGGAGAUACAAAAAACGGCACUGCCAAGCUACUACAAAUGGCGUCGGUGCUCCAUACGCGACAAUGACCAAGCGCAGAUCAGCAAUAUACUCGGCAUAGCUACGGACAUUUUGGGUCGCGCACUAUGUCAACGACCACCGUUUCACGAUCACAGCAGCAUUUCGCGUAGUUUCUCGAGCUGCUCAGAAGGUUUCACAAUACUACCGAAGAAAGUGAAGAUCGGACAGAAUAAAGUCGUGGCAAUUUUAGCCGAACCACUAGAAAAAGAUGACACUAUCAAGAUAAUGGUGGAGAAAUCUGGGGAGCUAAUUGAAAUCAGAAAUUUCAAAUCCCGCAAUCCCUUCACAGUGCAGUUCUCGAUACCAGAGUCCUGUAUGGAAAUAUCAACUAUGGUUGAGAUACGCAUUGAAAAGAACGAGAAGAGUCUCGGCGCUCGACCUAUCAAAUGUGAAAGUCGCAUGCGCGAGCUCGAGCAGUUAUUACGCACCGAGGACUCUCCCAUCGAAUUCAUGUGCCACUCACUAGGUAUUGGACCAGCUGAACGAGAUGCGCUCGACUUACAUUUGCUGCAGUGCUUCCAAAAGAAUAUGCCACCCAAUUUUCACUUACUGAACGGUCCCUAUGAGAAACAACAUCACUUCCUGACCAUACGUGAAUCAAGCCCCGAGGAAUAUCCCACACUUUUGCAUUUUGCAGCACGUUGGGGUCUCAACCGUCUGUGCAUUCAGCUGAUGGAGUGUCCAGGUGGUGAUACCGCAUGUGGAAUACGUAAUUGUAUCGGCAAAACGCCCGCCGAACUGGCCGAUCAAGAGGGGCAUCACAAGCUAGCGACGAACAUUGUUAGUUUCUCCGAGUUUCAUGAACUCACCACAAUGUAUCACUACUUCAAAGGUAUAAGUGGUCCCAGUGGACAAACCAAUAAUAAUCAAGCAGCGGUAAAUGGUAAAAUGACUGGCAGCAAUCACAACCUCAACAAUCAGGUUAACAACAAGAUCGUUAUUGAAGCUGUAAAGUCGACACCGACGUCCCCAAAAAUGAAACAACCGAAACCACAAAAACCCGCAACACAAGAACCACAGGAAAUGCAACCUGGGGAGUAUAUGGAAAUGUCAAGUGGUUCUGAACGUGAAAAUACACCUGACGCCAAACUAAAGACAGAGACAUUAGCCGUAUCGAACCUAAAUUACAUAAGUGUGGAAGCAGAGGAUGAGAAUUUGCAAGGCUCCUCCGCUGACGUUUGCAAGAAUUUUGAGAAGGUUGUUACUACUCCUGAAGUAACUACCAACGAACUACGCAUAAGUGAACCACCAUAUUACCAAUCAAAGGAGCAGAAUAAAUCUGUUGAUGUCACGGAUUCGCCCUACCAAACGGAUAAAUUCAGUCAUGAGUGUUCACAGUUACUGGAGAGCUGCACCGGCACAACUGCCAGUAACGAUUAUGUACUCCAGCCAGCAAAUAUACCAGUACCACCCAAACCGGCUAGUACACAAACUCCAACAGUCGCAACCAACGCAGAUACUGAUGAUGGCAAUUACCUCUUUCAGCCUUCGAACCGACCAGUCGAAGACGAAUUGCUGCCACCGAAUCGUCUCAGCUUGAGUCGUUCACUAAGUUCUUCCUCUCGCGCUGGACAAAACCCCACUUAUGGCACAUUGAAACGUACCGCCUCAGACGCGUCCAGCGUCACUACACGUUCCAAUGCCGAUGAUGAAUUGGCCGAAAUCAUGCACGACUUCAAGAACAAUGUCCUCAGCAUACGCGAUGUGGAGUUGUUGGUCGAAAAAUGGAAACACCGCAACGAUGUGCAACAAAGUUUCCGGGAGAAACAAGAGCAAAUCGAUCAGUUGCGUAAGGAAUACGAUCGCAUACAGGAAAAUCUAAGAUCUCAGCUGAAACGCGAGACACCUUUUGAGAAAAUCAAGAAACUCUUCUCAAGGCACAAAUCCACAACGAAUUUGCCGGAGAAGGCUUCCUGUACUGACAGCGUGCUUGACGAAACGAAAUCUUCCAUCACAACCAGCUCAAGUUUUAAAUCUUCACAACGCCCCAUCAGCUCGUUAAGCUUGCAGAGUGUAUCUUCAUCAUCGUCUUCAGCGCGCCUCAGCACUGGCAGUAACUGCAGUGGCACAUCAAUGGGUGACUCUGGCACACACUCCGACCACGAAGAGCGACGUUUCGGAUGUCGUCUGGCAUCACCGGCCGCGCUUAUGGAUAACUAUCUUAUACCGCCACCACCACGCCCCGUGCUCACACCAAAUUCAACGCCCGGCGAAGAGCGUCAUCAGCUCGUUUUCCCCUCACCGAUAUCAUCACUCCAACGGCUAAACACACCCACAAGUCCCACCGGUGGCGAACACUACCAGAUGUUUCCCUCCAACAUCCCCGUCUACACCAGUCAGAACUUAUCGACAUCUCAGCCCAACAACUACCUGAACACAAUUAUGGAGGCCAAAGAGAAUGACGCAACUACCACUUGCAGCAACAACGGUAGCAAUCAUCAAUACCAAAAUGGCGUCACCUUACAACCCAUUAAAAUUAACGAACGCGCAAACAUCAUCUACGGCAAGCUGACGAAGGCUUCGCCACCUUGCACCUCAUUUAAACCGAAGCAAGUUGCGGUGCCCCAGGUAGGCAGCAUUGAAGUGCAGGCUGAGGUUUACCAGAAUGUCGGCGCAAACCUGGAGCAGAUCAAGGAAGUUGAGCCGGUGAAAGAGAACGGCACAAUGAUGGUAGCGGCCACCGAGUCGUCAAACUACAUGAACUGCUGAACAAAGCAAGCUGAAGUGGUCGGUUGUAAAAGUUAUUGGCGUUGAAUCUCAAGGUGAUGCAAUCAUCCUUUACAUUUCGGAAAAUUGAUAAUUGUAGGUGUUUGAUUAACAUAUGUGUUAGCUAGUUAUUAAACGCUUGCUAAGGAAAUUCGAUUUUAAAAUUUUGAACAAAAAAGUAUCAAAAUGUUGUAAAUAAGCAUCAUAUGUACCGUUAGGUACUCUAUGGUAGUACAUUUUUUUAAAUUAAAAUAUAUGUAUGUAAGUGUUAACAAAAUUAAGUGCUAGAUGUAAUUAUAAUUAAUUAAAGCUGUAAUUGUACAAUUCGAAAUGAGUAUGAACUAGUUAAAACGUUUCAAAAUUACAUAUAAGCUGAAAGAACACAAGAAAUCAAGGGUUAGGUUGGUGGCAAUUCAAUUUUCAUCGAACGCCAGAAAAACUAUUUUUAUAUGGAGACUCAUUGUUAUACUACUCGAGUAUUCUCAGACUGCUUAAUCAAAAAAGCUUAAGUCGCCACACUACGAUUUCAAGUUCGACAAAAAAAUGUUGCAUGUAAAUAAAUUUAUGUCAAGUGAAAAUUUAUUUUAUAUUGUAUUCAAUUUAUAACUGUUGAAUUAAGUUAAAUAAUUGUUUAAGCAUUUUAUCGUUAGCGCUUGUAAC